This is a messenger RNA of Didymosphaeria variabile, 5115 nucleotides long. RefSeq lists its product as uncharacterized. Lineage: Eukaryota; Fungi; Ascomycota; Dothideomycetes; Pleosporales; Didymosphaeriaceae. The record is from RefSeq and is a predicted model, not a curated record. The coding region runs from base 1 to 5115 and encodes 1704 amino acids. The transcript has 3 exons.
AUGGGCUUGGACACCCAACGACCACCUCUCCCAGCACCUACUGAACCUUCGACUCUCAGCUCCGUAGACAACGACACCAGUCUCCCCGACGACGUGGACACCAACGUAUCGUCGCGCACCGACAAGACCUCUUAUUCCAUCCCCGAGGACGGCACCCCCGUCACUAUCAACACCACCAAGCGCGAAGGCGGCUUCCACAAGAAGUACCCGUCGCAAACCUCGCUGCUCAUCGAGUACUUCGAGGGCGGCAAGACGGAAGGCAAGGUCAACUCGCGCCCCAGCGUUCGCGUGCGAGUCACACCAUCCUCCCGCAAGAACAAGCCUGCCACUGCGAACGACCACGUCCAGAUCACCAGGACCACCCGUAACACACGAAAGCCCCUGUAUACCAGGCGUGUAUCGUUAGGCAGCAAGCCCCGCGACGAGGUUAUACACCAUACUAACACAGACGCAUCCUACUCAGAGGGGUCCAACGUUUCCUCACUCCCACCUGUCGAAAUCGAGGUUCUCCAGAACGCCAGCGACCUGUCCAGUAACGGCGGUCGAUUCGUUCCAAUGGCGUCAGACAUAUCUUCCAUGCCACCGGACAGCAUGCUGGAAGGUGAGCCCUACAUCAAGCCUCCGGGCCGUCGGCGCAGCCGCAGUCUGGAGCGCGAAGAAGUCCUAGAGUCAAAGGAGGUUUCCGAUACGCUGAAGGCACCUACACGACAACGUAGCAGAAGUUUGAGUAAAGAACGGAUAACUGCCCGCGUAAUGGAGAAGUUGCAGCAGAAACCCACCGAAAGCGUUACCUCGAAAUCGAAACAUAGGACAGGCAGCACAGAAGAGGUCACUCCGAGUCGCAAGUCACAUCGCAAGCCGAGCAGGUCACGUCGCGAGGAGGAGAUGAGUGGCAUCAGUGGAACCGAAUCCAGCCUCUUGUCUUCUAAUGUCCACCGUCGCUCCGGCGACACGCAGUCUAUGCGCUCGGGUGUAUCUGGAACUUCUUCAAUCAACAAUCCCAAGCUACUUGCCACCGUUGAGGAUGCCAUCAAGCGUCUUAUCCUACCCGAACUAACUGCCCUGAAAGAGGAGCAGCGCACGCAGAAGAACGCCGCAAAGUUCGAGACCAUGUCCCGCGACAGCACUUAUGAGACGGUAGAAUCGACAAAGUCCCGCGACAGCUCUCGUCGGAGAGUGUCCAAGUCUUCAAGCGCGCCGCACAUACACGGUAGCAAGCCGAAGGUUGUUCUCAACCGGGACGAAAACGAUCCUGGUACGAUUCUUUCUGGAGGCUCGAGUCGCCACCGACGGUCAAGCCGAGGUUCGGUUUCGGAGCGCAGCUAUGCUGAGGGUACCGAAGAGAAGAUUCGCCACAAGAAGAGCAGGGAUAGCAGCCGUCACUCGACUCGCGACGCUGCCCUGGCCGGGCUUGCUGCAUCUGGAUUGACUGCUGCAGCCCUGAAAGGCCACACCGCACGCGAGGAAGAGAAAUUGGAACGCAAGGAAAGGAGAAAACGGCAAUCAAAGAGCCGAAGUAGGACAGCGAGCAUUUCGGAAAGCAUUGAAGACGAGAUUUUCGAGACACCGUUUCAGGAACUAUCCGUACCACCGCUUCCAAUCCUGCAGAGCGAACUGCAAGGCUCCGAGCUGACCCGCGACUCGAUAUUGUCGGCGGAGACCGAGACUCGUGAGCGUCCAGACUCGAGCUCUUCUAGGCACACCGGUGCGGAAACUCCACUUAGGGAAGUGGCACGAGGUUUCGCUUCACCAUCUCCGCGUACUCCUACUCGUACCCCCAAUUCGACCCAGCGCGGCCUGGGCACGGCUCACAGCAACCAUUCUCAGGGUGCAGUAAGUGCUAAGAGUGACCGAAGCUAUUUCUCUCGGACAAGAGAAACUUCAACGCUCGCGCAGGAAGCGGCAGCAGCAGCUAAGGCUCGCGCAAUUGAGCGCGCAGCGACGCACAGCCCUCAAUAUGAGAUUGCUGAAGCGACUCCCACACGAGGCUUGAGUCCCAUCCAGAGCGAGGCGAGUUAUCGAGAUGAAAUUGUCGAGACUGGCUCUCCGCGACAGCUGCGCUCGGUGCAUAGCGGUGCCUCCAUGUCCUCAGUAGGGCGAAAGGGUGCCCGGCCGCAAUCUACUCUUUCCAUCCAGUCUUUCGAAUCGUCACCAAGCACAAAAGCUGCGCGAACGCGGAAACGCCCUCAAGGCGUUAGCCUUGAACGACCCAAGGAAGUCCUCGGCGAGCCAGAUACUCCACGCGACGUUGAUGACUUCUUCGAGAAGAACCAUGAGCAGAACGAGCAGUAUCGAAGAGACUACGAGGCUAGCCUGCAUGGUUCGCCUGGCGCCGAUUCUCGACGCAUGACCGGCUACACUGAAGACAGCGAAGCAGGGCUAUACCCCGAUGGAGAUGAGCAACGAAUGUCUUUAAGCCAAGACAUUCGCAAGGUCGGCUCGAACCCAGAAUAUGUCCAUACUCCUCUUGCUGUAGAGUCGGCAGUAGCAUCUUUGCUUGAACCCUCUAGCAUCAGUAUUCAGUCAUCAACUGCAAGUCCAGUGAAGGGCAAGAGCCGGUUAUCACGCGUGAGCCCAGGUCCGGAAUAUCAGCACUUCACAGAAGACUCCGAGCUGCAAGAACACCCCAGUCGUGAAAGGUGGAAUGCGAUCCGCGACCAAGCGCAGACGCUCGCUGCAAAGUCAGGAGCAGGAAGUUCACCACAUAAUAGCCUCUCUGUAUCACUGCAGGAUGAGCCCCAGAUGAAUCACAGCGCACUACCAUCGGGACAUAUGGAGCCUGAAUACGGUUAUGGGGUGGACGACGAAUCUGAAGUCAUCACGAACCCAUCUAUCAUCAAUGGUCCCGGUGGAGGCCACUACGAUGAUCGCACAGAAGAACUCCUCAGCAGGCAGGAGGAGCGCGAGCAACGGACACCGUCACGAUCUUAUGGCAAGGCUGCAGCAGUUGGUGCCGCAGCCGGACUCGCUGCAGCUGCGGCGACUCAUUCAAGGAACUCGAGUCCUGCGGUGUAUGAUCAACGCGAUAGCAUGGCGAGCGACAAUUAUGAACUGCACUUCGAUCAGCAAGACACAUUGCACGCAAAGCCCUCAUACUCGCGUGAGCGUACGCCCUCACGGAGUCCAGCGCUUUGGAAAGACGAAGGUUACCAAUCCGCCCAUCAGCCUGGAGCCCACACUCCUGAUAUGCGCAAUCAGAGGCCAUUGGACGGUGGAUUCGACGAAUACGAUGAGUCGCCUCUGGAUGGCGCAGAUCCCUUCAGCGCCGCCGAUGCUAAGCACACCCGUCAUUUGAGCGGGAAUUCUCAUGGAAUGGCCUCGCCUCUCUACGAUUCAGCGACCGGCCGUGGGCUUGACCGGAUUGAGUCCAAGGAUGUAGUGGCUUUGAUGGAUCAUUUGACUGUUCGUGAUGCACAACGCAAUGCUCGCGAUACUGAGAUCCUUGUGACUUUGGUGCGCAGUGCAGCUGAGAUGCGCAACACGUUUGAAGAGCUCAAACAGUUCAUCCGCGUUCAGGAUAAUAUGGUUAUGAACAACACUGACAAGCGAGUGGAUCUGGCUGAGCAGCGUAUCAUUGGCGGUCCUCGCCCACAGCCUGCAGGCUCUCCACGAGCUCCUCGAUCCUCCACUGACGACUUGGAUUACGAAACCAAGAAGAAGAAUGUCUUCAAGCGGGCGCUCAAGGGUUUGGGCUCCAAGGGUGACAAGGACAUCAAGAAUAUGGAAGCUAUGCUUAUCCAGCUCCUGGGAGAGGUCGAAAGUCUGAAGCAGGUGCACCAACUGACGUUGGACCAACAACGUACAAACAGCAUGACAUCUUAUGAGCACAUGAGGGCCCAUGAGGCUGGCGCUCCGGAGUCCGGCUAUGAGCCUGAAGGUCGGGCAAACACUGCCUCAUCGCCGAACCAGUCUGGCUAUCUGUCGAACCCAUCGUCUUCACGUCGCAUACAAGACUUGCACUCCGGAUAUGAUGUCCCUCAAACUCAACGGAUAAGUACCGUCCACGAAGAGGAUGACGAGGAGUAUCUGGAGGACGAACCUCAGUACGAGAACACUGAACGUAUGACCACCCCAACACAGGAGGCUCGUCGGAACAACAGCCUCUCGCACGACACGCCUCCGCAACCAGCCAAGCCGUUCCGAGAAUCUCAAAGCCAGGAGAAUACGCCGAAGCGUAAGCACAAGUCAAACUCGUCUUCCAUCUUCGGCAUUCCGAAGAUCUCAAGGUGGUCGAAGACAACGGCUUCUACAAACCGCGACUCGGAAAGCUUGCCUCGCAAUAGCGGCUCAGGGGAAAGGCGUCCGUACUCCAGCGCGUCGCGAUCUGGCUCUCAAGUCAACAUUCCUUAUGGCGACGGGCAGUACGAACUGGACGAGGAUGACCGAAUCCGAUCUACAGCGUCCCUGCCCAGAGAUGGUCGGGAUUCUAUUCGGUCCCCUUCCCCGCUCAUUCCAGAGGAUGACGAGCAGUACGGCAUGGAGGAUCCCAAGUACCAGGCUCAUCGCAACUCGUUGAACCUGCAGCAUCCCCAGCCUAAGCACGGUCCUACUGGGCGCCACACCAACCAGCUGGAUCAGCAAGCCCGGAUCUUCGACCCGAUCCAGUCUCCAGACUAUGAUCAAUGGGGAAGCAAUCCUUCAUUAGCACGCAACCGCAUGUCUGGUGGCGGUGCUAGUUACAACGCUGGCAAUUUGUCGCCAAUAUCAUCUGAAGGCGGUUACAGCCAGCACUCGGCAUCCGAGCAACAAGCUCCGCCUCGACCGCCUAAGAUUCUGGAUGAUGGUCCUUUGAUCCCUCCCCAGCAGCCACUUGCGGGCCAUGGACAGGCGAGGCAGAUGUACAGCUCGCCCAACGAAUAUGGCGGCCAGGGGACGCUGACGCCGUUGGCGCCCAUUCAAGAGGUGCGCUACUCGCUCGAGACGGAUACCGGUCAUCGGUACACCCCCACUCCGUCGCCCCGUCCGAGCCACCAGAACCUGGGCGUCACAAGCCCGCAGCGCAAGAUCACAGGUCCUCGCCCCAUGGGCAGCAGGAGCCCUAGCGCGCAGCACGGCCAGACCGAGCUGCAACAUUCCGAUACGGUCAUCAGGAGGAAGCCUGUCGCUUUGGUGUAA